GGGAGUUGCGCGACUGUCGCCACACUGCAGCAUUCUUUCUUUCUAGGGUUUUUUUGGGGGGUUUGCGUUUCUCCCAAAAUCCCUAUUCAUUAUCAUGGCCGGCCAAACGAUAACCGCCAUGGAAAACGGCGAUGCCAAGCUCCAGAAGAAGCACAAGAACAAGCAGAAAAGAAAGCACGGAGGAGCGACCGAUUCUGAAUUCGAUUCGGAGCAAGGCAAGGGCCGGAAUGUAGAGGAAAACGGGAAUCCAAUUAUCGACGCUCCACCCGAGCUUUCCGCUAAGAAGAAGAAGAAGAACAAACAGAAGAACGACGCGAUCUCAAACGACGAUGCAUCGGAAGAAACACCUCGAAAGAAGAAGAAGAAGACCAAAAAAGACGAGGAAGAAGCUGUGACUCAGAAGGAAGCGAACGGUGUUGAAGGCGCCGAUCAAGUGCGAGAAGGAAACGGCGUCGUCGUAUCCGGGAAGAAUGUGAAUGAUUCGAAGUACAGAGCGUUGGAUUCGUUUUCUGAGUCUGCGCUUCCUGGCGAGAUAUUGGAUUGCUGUAAGACCUUCGACAAGCCAUCGCCUAUUCAGUCGAAUUCCUGGCCCUAUCUCCUCGACGGUCGCGAUUUUAUCGGAAUUGCAGCCACUGGAUCCGGUAAAACAAUUGCAUUUGGAGUGCCUGCCAUUGUGCACGUUUUGAACAAGCGGAAAAGCAAGGCUACUAAGAAAAUGAAUCCAAGUUGUCUUGUUCUUUCGCCCACGAGGGAGCUGGCUCAGCAAAUUUCAGAUGUUCUCUGCGAUGCUGGGAAGCCUAGCGGAGUGAGUUCAGUUUGCGUCUAUGGAGGGACCUCUAAAGGACCGCAGAUAUCUUCUUUAAAGUCUGGUGUGGAUAUUGUUAUUGGGACUCCGGGCCGCCUUAAGGACCUGAUUGAAAUGGGUGUGUGCCAACUAAAGGAUGUAUCUUUUGUGGUUCUAGAUGAAGCUGAUAGAAUGCUUGACAUGGGAUUUGAACCUGAGGUCCGAUCUAUCUUACGUCAAACAUGCCCUGUUCGGCAAAUGGUGAUGUUUAGUGCAACAUGGCCACUGCCAGUACACCAAUUAGCUCAAGAAUUCAUGGAUCCCAACCCUGUCAAGGUAGUUGUUGGCUCUGAAGAUUUAGCUGCCAAUCACGAUGUUCUGCAAAUAGUUGAGGUAUUGGAUGAUCGAGCACGUGAUCAGCGAUUGCAGGAAUUGUUGGAAAAGUACCACAAGUCAAGAAAAAAUAGAGUGCUAGUUUUUGUACUAUACAAGAAAGAAGCAUCUCGGGUGGAGAAUAUGCUUCAGAAAAGGGGUUGGAAAGCUGUUUCUAUUAGCGGUGAUAAAGCACAGAACGCAAGAACACAAGCAUUGUCUCAAUUUAAGGAUGGAAAAAGUCCUCUAUUGAUAGCAACUGAUGUUGCUGCCCGAGGAUUGGAUAUUCCUGAUGUUGAGGUUGUAAUAAAUUACAGUUUCCCUCUGACUACGGAGGAUUAUGUUCACCGAAUUGGUCGAACUGGAAGAGCAGGUAAAAAGGGGGUGGCUCACACAUUCUUUAUGAAGGAAAACAAGGCACUUUCCGGGGAGUUGAUAAAUGUUCUCAGGGAAGCCAAGCAGGUCGUUCCCGAAUCCCUGCUAAAAUUUGGGACUCACGUCAAGAAAAAGGAAUCUAAAUUAUACGGUGCCCAUUUCAGAGAAAUCGGUGCCAACGCUCCUAAAGGUACAAAAAUAACAUUUGACAACUCUGAUGAUGAGGAUUGAUUCUCCGAUUUUGAGUAGGAACGGUUCUGAGGACAAUUUUUUUCCCAAUGUUGAAAACAUUUGCCAGAGGCAUCGGGAAAGCAUCGGGUAUUCACUUUUCUGGUAAUCUAUUUUCAUGGAUAUAUAUAUAUAUAUAUGUUAUUGACAUUCUUUUAAGAAUUCUGCCAAAUUUGUGUUAGCUACGGAAAUUUCCAAAAUUUCUUCUCUUUUCAUAUUUAUAAGCAGCAUUUUUAAUUAAUUACGUGAAAUUAUUGAAAAUUUUCCGUUAGAAAAUUGGACAGUGUUGGCACUGUAUUAAACAAUACUCUCUCUGUUCCAAUAUUUUUGUGUCAUGGGUUUUUAGCUUGUAUAUUCUAGCGUGUGUACGAUGGAUCUGUUUUAUAUGUUAGCUAUGAUAAUUAAUCCGUAAUAUAAAAAUUAAUAUUUUGUUUUGAA
Andrographis paniculata is the source of this 2197-nucleotide messenger RNA. RefSeq names its product DEAD-box ATP-dependent RNA helicase 5. The transcript is spliced from 13 exons. The record is from RefSeq and is a predicted model, not a curated record. Gene Ontology annotation, cellular component: nucleolus. The coding region runs from base 95 to 1762 and encodes 555 amino acids. Lineage: Eukaryota; Viridiplantae; Streptophyta; Magnoliopsida; Lamiales; Acanthaceae. Gene Ontology annotation, biological process: rRNA processing. Gene Ontology annotation, molecular function: RNA helicase activity; ATP binding; RNA binding.